Molecule: messenger RNA, 1235 nt
Organism: Eutrema salsugineum
Lineage: Eukaryota; Viridiplantae; Streptophyta; Magnoliopsida; Brassicales; Brassicaceae
Exons: 2
Coding region: 321-1154 (277 amino acids)
Source: RefSeq, a predicted model, not a curated record
GCGAGAGAAAAGAGUUUUAAAAGUUCAAAGAUAUCAAUCAUAUUCAUAUAUGUAAAUAAAAGCUUUUUGUAGAUUUAUACAUUCUUCUGUGAAAAAAAAUAUGAUUGUUGUCUGACAUUGAGAACAAUAGAAGAAUCGGAAUUUCUCUCUCUGUUUAUUUGCCAGAAUCUUAUCAUUUUUAAAGUAUUUUCUAUUUAUUACAGAUCUACUCUUGGAUUUCGGAUUCUGCUGCAAUCGGGAAGCAAAGGUGCUUGAUUUGUUGAAACUCUGGAUAUUUUCUCGGCAAAAACAGUUCACUAUGCUCUGAAUCUUGUAAAAAGAUGAUUCAAAUGGACGGUGGCGAUAGGCUUAGAGUGACGUUACUAGAUCGAAUAUCAACGGUGGAGACUAGCCGGAGCUCACUAACAGGAUUAACUCUGGAAGCGAUUCUAAUGGCUGAUAAAAACGUAACCUCGCCGCAACCACCGCAAAUUGCGCCGCCGCCGCCGCCGUCGUCGAGAAACCAAUCGAAUCGGUCACUUCUCGAUGUAAUGCAGAGAGAGCACCGACACGACCAUAGCCACCGAGAUAAAACCGCUUGGAAAAGUCUCCGGCGACUCAAACGAAACGCCGCUGCUUGGAUCUCGGCGAAUCCUAUUCCGAGUUCGAAUAAUACGCCUAUCCUUAACCGGGAUAACGAUAGCCGCCACCACCGACUCGGUUUCAACCUCUCCAACUCCGAAGGAGGACAAUCUGAGUUUAACGGAGCAACGACGGAGGGGAGGAUCCGGUUAGGAGCAGUGUUGGCGGAGGAGAGAGCGUUGUCGGCGAGGGAAGAAGAGAUUAGGACGGCGACGACGAUGGAGAUUCAGCCGGCGAGGAUGUCUUUGAUGGAGUUGUUGGAGGAGAACGAAGGGCAAAUGCGUUUGGUAGGAGGAGAGGGAGAGGAGGAGGAGGAAGAGGAGGGAAGAGUUAGGUGCGGCGGAGGAGGAGGAGAAGCGGCGGAGACGACGGCGGAGAUAAGUUGUUGUGUGUGUAUGGUGAGAAGCAAAGGAGCGGCGUUUAUACCGUGUGGUCAUACGUUUUGCAGGUUGUGUUCGAGAGAGCUUUGGGUUCAAAGAGGAAACUGUCCUCUUUGCAACACUUCCAUUUUAGAAAUUCUUGAUCUUUUUUAGGCUUCUUUUUUUUUCAUUUAUUUAUUUUAAUGGAUGAUCAUAUGUAUUUUAGGUUGUUUUCUUUGUUGUUGUAAUGUGUUA